GUCUCACGUGUGGAUCACCUUGCCAAAUUAUUACCCGCCUCUUUCAGUCGUAUAGAUUUUUAUAUGGGGAUGUUUGAUAUCGUUAGGAAUGAGAUGCCAGCAAAGAAUUUUGAACAAAGCUCAAUAAUAAUUGUGCCAAAACCUGGUUUUUGUGUCAAGUUAAAGUCGAAGAAGCAAGAAAAGGUUUUCGUGAACAUAUGUAUUUCCGACAAAGUUCCUGCCCCAAGAAGAAUAACUGAAGAUGAACUAAGAGAAAUCCUUGAUGAUAUUGAGAAUUCCCCACCUUUCAAGGUCCCUAUGUGUAUAGGGGAGCCACACGCUGAAGUUGACUCAGCUCAAAAAGGUUGUACUGCUUAUGAUGUCGCAAUCAAUCCAGAGUUCUAUGAAAAAGUUAAAUCAUCAGAAUUAUUUGAAGCUUUUUUAAUGACAGUGAUUUUUGAAGGCUUAGAAAAUAAGUAUGGAAUUGAUCUUGAAAAAAGCUGGGUUGUUUUAAAAAAUAAAAAAUGUAUGGGUAGACCUCAAGAACAAUGUAUUCGAACUUCAAGUCGUCCGGCUAUCAUAGAAAUGGAUAGUUCAGCAUCGUGUAACCCGAAAGUGAUUGAAUUACCUGAUCCACCUGUCAAAGGUGACACUCCGAAAUACGAAUUGGUACAGGUCAACUCUGACAACAGUGGAGAGUUACGAUAUUUAAUUGCACGUAUAAGUUUACCAAAACUGGUUUCCAGUAAAGGAUUAGAUUUACAAGUUGGCUAUGAUCUGCUUCAACUUACAAGUCAUGGUGGAAUAUAUUCGUUGGAGCUAACACUCAAUAAACCGGUGGACGAAGAAACCACGGUAGCCGAAUUCAACAGAGACACAAAAGUUUUAACGGUCACAAUGCCGGUGUUGUCUCAGCAAGCGUAGUUGUUAUUUUUCACACUUAUGUCAUAUUCUUUUCAAUCAUUAUCAUCACAAUAAAAAUAAAGCGUGAAAACAUUUUGCUGAAUAUCGAUAA
This is a messenger RNA of Trichobilharzia szidati, 994 nucleotides long. The record is from the annotation of a GenBank genome assembly. Lineage: Eukaryota; Metazoa; Platyhelminthes; Trematoda; Strigeidida; Schistosomatidae.